GGCAGAGUGAAGGAUCCGCAGCAUCACACAGCAUCAUUUCAUUGAGUGCAGCGCUCACACACACAUACACACACACUCACACACACACACUCGACAGCAGCAGACAAAAGAGGAGAUCAUCACUAUCUGUGGACCACACCCGCACCUCCACCCGCUCAGAGGAGCAGAGAGAUGGAGGAGAACAUGAGGAGGAGACGCACAGCGCAGGACUGACGAGGAGGUUGACAGGAGGAAGAGGAAGAGGGGGAGGGGAGACCGAGACGCCUGUGGAGCUGGAGAGAGGGAGAGAGAGAGGGAGAGAGAGAGAGGAGAGAGAGAGCUGAAUAAAGAGAGAUUCUCAGAUUGAUUCUCUUCAAUAAUCAUCAGUCUUUUGUUCUCGUGUGUGUGUGUGUGUGUGUGUGUGUUUAGCAAUAUUCUUGUUGUGUGUUUCAUUAUUUCUUGUCUGCAUGUAAAUAUUGUAUAUGUGUGUGUGUGUGUUACAUCAUCACGGUUAUAUUCAGCGUUUAUGGAAAGAGCAACGCUUUGGCAAUACUUGACAAGUCAGGCCAAUACACACAGAGGAAGAGAGGGACAGAGAGAGAGUGUGUGUGUGCGGGCGAUCUCCAUCAGUGUGUGUGUGCGCGCUAUGCUCCAGCAUCAUGGAUGUUAAUGUUCAGGCUCAGCGCUUCUUCUUCCCUCACAAGAAAUGGGUGCCCAUCAAACCGGGCCAGCAGGGCUUCAGUCGGAUCAACAUCUACCACAACACAACCAGUAACACAUUCCGCGUGGUGGGAGUCAAACUGCAGGACCAGCAGGUGGUCAUCAACUACUCCAUCGUGAAGGGCCUGAAGUAUAACCAGGCGACUCCGACGUUCCACCAGUGGCGUGACGCUCGGCAGGUCUACGGCCUGAACUUCGCCAGUAAAGAGGAAGCCACGACUUUCUCCAACGCCAUGCUGUUCGCCCUCAACGUGCUCAGCAGCCAAGACGGAGGUCCUGCUGUUCAGCGUCAGGCUCAGAAUGGCCCGAGUACAGAAGAGCUGGAGGUGCAGAGACGGCAGAUGGAGAUGCAGCAGAUGCAGGCACACAUCGAGCGUGAGAGACGGUCCUCCAACUCAGGUUCCCCGUUUCAGGGUCAUCCCGCAGUUCUGUCUGUAGCUCCGCCCAGUGUGGUUCCUCCUCCUCUGUCAUUGGGCGGUCCGUGUCCUCCUCCUCCUCCUCCCCCGCCAGUGCCGCCACUGCCCUCUGCUGGAGCUCCGCCUCCUCCCCCACCUCCUUUACCUGUGGGCGGGUACGGGGCGCAUGGCUCCGCCCAGGAUGACAGCAGUGCCCCCACUGGACUCGCCGCCAUGAUCGCCGGAGCCAAACUACGGCGCGUACAAAGGCCUGAGGACAACUCUGCAUCCGGAGCCAAAAACGAUGCUAACCGGACGAGUGGAGGAAGUGGAGGACUGAUGGAGGAAAUGAACGCCCUGCUGGCGCGGAGACGGAAAGCAGCAGAUGAGAAGAAGGAUGAGAGCCAAAACGAUGAUCUGAAUCGUGGACAGAACGCUGCAGAUGGUGUGAAGAAGCCCUGGGACAGAGCAAACUCAGCCGAGAGAUCAUCACUGGUUUCUAGGGUUCGACCGGUGGGCAGCAUCAGCGAUUCAGACGCGCUGGACUUCGACCGGAUGAAACAGGAGAUCCUGGAGGAGGUGGUUCGGGAACUACACAAGGUGAAGGACGAGAUCAUUGAUGCCAUUAGACAUGAACUCAGUAGAAUUAGCACGACAUAAUGUCCAUAAUUCCCUGGUCCUCCAUCUUUUCUGAGAGCCCCGCAGAUCCUGCUGUAGCCGACCACUGAAGCCGCCGGCAGCGUUACAGCCGUAUUAAAGCAAACGCUGCUCUAACAUGUCUGCAACGUUGCAGCAACCUUAGAUGUGUUACGUGGAAUGAAGGACACUUGCACUGACCUUACUGUUUUCUGGUACGAGUUGAUCUUCGGUGGCAGUCUUUUCAAAGUCUUUUGCAGAAACUGAAGAAAAUAGAAAAAACGUCAUGUCAUUUUAGGUAUUUUCAUUUUGUCAUUGUUAUUAUUAUGCAUAUUAUUAUUAUUAUUAUUACAGUAGUUGUUGUUUUAGUAGUAGUGGCAGUAGCAGUGUGUUGAUGUAGGUAGACCUGUAGGAAUUAAUAAUAAUAAUAAUAAUAAUAAUGAUGAUAAUAAUAAUAUAUUUGCACAUCACGUCAGAAUUAGCCUUUUGAUUUCCCUGAGCACAUUUCUCAUACCUCUCUCACUACUUUUUUAAAAAAGUUUUUUUAAUCCUUUUUUUUUGCCAUGGAAUAUGUAUUUAAUAGGAGUUUUUUAAUCUGAGGUGAUGCGCAGGAGUUCUUCAGUUAUUUCAGUCUAAUGAACAAACAUCGGAGUAUUUGUGAUCAUGUUGUUAAUAAAAUGUUUAUUGGCUGCAAGGAUGUGGUGACGUAUUGUUCUGUUUUAAUCUUUUCUUUUUUCUGACCAAGUGCUUCCUGGUUUGAAAAUAAAUAAAUAAAAAUUAAUAAAUAAAGGAAUAAAAGAUAUACAUGGCAUUGAAAAGGAACUGAAAUAAACUGUGAAGGAUGUCUU
Molecule: messenger RNA, 2578 nt
Organism: Danio rerio (zebrafish)
Lineage: Eukaryota; Metazoa; Chordata; Actinopteri; Cypriniformes; Danionidae
Source: RefSeq, a predicted model, not a curated record